This is a messenger RNA of Salpingoeca rosetta, 584 nucleotides long. RefSeq names its product small nuclear ribonucleoprotein G. Gene Ontology annotation, cellular component: precatalytic spliceosome; U4 snRNP; U1 snRNP. The coding region runs from base 102 to 332 and encodes 76 amino acids. Gene Ontology annotation, molecular function: RNA binding. Lineage: Eukaryota; Choanoflagellata; Craspedida; Salpingoecidae. The transcript is spliced from 5 exons. The record is from RefSeq and is a predicted model, not a curated record. Gene Ontology annotation, biological process: mRNA splicing, via spliceosome; spliceosomal snRNP assembly.
UAAUCUGGUUGUUAUGGGAAGAUAUCCACAAUUUUUCCUCUCUCACUGCGUUGUCGCACAUUCACGCGAACGAUCAACGAUAAACACGACGACCAGCAACCAUGGGAAGACCACAAGCCCCAGAGCUCAAGCGGUUUCUUGACAAGAAGCUCGAGCUGAAGCUUAACGCCAACAGAAAGGUUUCCGGCAUUCUGCGCGGCUUCGACCCUUUCAUGAACAUUGUGAUGGAUCAGACAGUGGAGCACAAGCCAGAUGGCGAGCAAGUCAAGAUUGGUGUUGUGGUGAUCCGAGGGAACAGCAUUGCCACGAUGAAGGGUCUUGAGGCCAUCUGAACGGCCAGGGAGUCGCCAGCACGUGCAUGAAACAGCCAGUAUAAUGUUACUACCCCUGACAAAGUCCUCCCCUCCUCCCUGUGCACCUCCUGCGUUGGUCCCCCUUGUGUGCCCUGUGUAAACAUUUUCAUGGCUCUCUUGUGUGUGCGUGCGUGUUGAAUGGUGUAUUUGAGCGUCGAGUGAGCGGCUGUACCGCUUCCCCGCUUGUUGAUUGGGCGCGUGUAACAAAACCAAUAGAACGAACGAACCAGC